ACUGAGUAUGUACUGUAUACUGCAUACUACUGAGUAUGUAGUGUAUACUGCAUACUACUGAGUAUGUACUGUAUACUGCAUACUGCGUUGGUUAGUAGUAUGUAGUAGGCGGUUUCGAAUACAGUAUAAUCCCGCUUCGUGUUUUUGCUAAACACUACAGUACAUUCUUUUAUUUUGAAAAAUCCCAGCGGAUGUUGAUAGAUGUUCCUACAGUCCUGUACCUCCUCAUGCUCCUGUCCUGUCCAGAGUUCAGUGAAAGACCUCGCAGGGACACAACGUAACCUCUCAUCCACCUGGUGACUUGACACAGCGUGAGAUAGCUUUACGACAGCAAUAAUGUCAGUGAAGAAUGCCAAGCCCAACUUCAGUCACUCUCAGGUGGUUGAGAUGGUGAAGAGGCUCUUCAGGCUGACGCCUUCAGAAAUCCGCUCUCUGCCGAGCUACGAUGACCAGAACUUCUACGUGGCGCCUGUCGAGGGAGGCGAGUACCUCCUGAAGAUAAUGAACUCACAAGACAGUAAGAACCCCUCCCUGAUUGAGAUGCAGACGUACGCCAUGUCCUUCCUGCACCAGAAUGGACUUCCUGCCCAAACGGCCCUGCCCACCGCCUCAGGACAGCUCAUGAGUCUGGAAGAAAUAGAUUGCGGCUAUGGCUGUCAGCGGUACCUAGUGAGGCUGCUGACUUAUUUGCCUGGAGUCACUAUUUCCAAGGUUCCUUUAACACCACAGUUGCUGUAUGAAACCGGCAAGAUAGCAGCGAGAAUGGACAAAAGCCUACAAGAGAUGGAGCAUCCUAAACUCAGCAUACUGCAGAGAGAGAAGUUCCUAUGGAGCCUGUCAAGUAUUCCCCGCCUGGAAGAAUUCAUCCAUGUAUUAGAUGGAGAUCCUCUUGAGGAGGUUGUGAAGUCUGUCAUUCAUCAGUACAAGACCUCUGUGGUCCCUAACCAUUUCCGCAAGUGCAUUAACCAUGGCGACUUCAAUGACCUCAAUGUGCUUGUACAACCUGAUGAGAACGGCGGCCACAGGAUUUCUGGCAUCCUUGACUUUGGGGACAUGAACAGCGGCUACUUCAUCUAUGAGCUCGCCAUCGCCAUCAUGUACAUGAUGUUGGAGCACCCUAAACCCAUAGAGGUGGGUGGACCCAUCCUCGCGGGCUGGGAAAGUGUCCUUCCCCUCAACAAGGCAGAGAAAGAUUGUCUGUAUUUGCUGGUACUGUCCCGCCUCUGCCAGUCGUUGGUUUUAGCCCGUCACUCUGUGACCUUGCAUCCGGAAAACGCAGAUUAUGUGAUGAUUUCAGCCAGGAACGGCGUCCACAUUCUCGAUGAGCUCUGGAAGCUUGGAAAGGAGCAGGUGCAGGAGGUGUGGUUUCAGAGUGCUGCUCAAUUCAGUGACAGAAAGUGAGAGAUAUGUUAGGAAAGCCAUUCAAAACUCACAAUAGAGUGAUUCCAUUUUUCCAACCUUUUGUCCAUAUCAAGUAUAAUUUUGAGCUCAUCAGUUAAAAACAAUGAAUUGUGUUUUUACAUUAAAAACGCAACACAUCAUUUGACUCAUAUUGCAGUAGGAAUACUGCAGUGUGUCUGAAUCAGAGAUUGGUAAGGUAGCAAAAGGAUGUAUUGAUAUACUAUGCUAUAUACUUAUUACUAUACUCUAUAGUAACAAUGGAUCAUGUACUAUAAAAGCUAUGCACAUUCAACAACAUAACAGAGAAAGGGAAAGAAAGCCUUCAGGGAAACGUGCUGUAAAGGGAGUAAUUCAUCGUGAAGGGUUAUUUCUGUCAACCCUAACUGACCAAUCAUUACAUUUAAGAAACAGAAUCAUGUUUAAUAAGUGCCUAAAGUCAUGAGGGUUUCUUUACUCCAGUGGACUUGUGGACUUUGGUGCUCCUCUGUAUGUUUAUAAGCCACUUGGUUGGACAUUGAAUUAAUUUGAUUACAUAUUUGACAAAGCCAGAGGUGGUUUAAUAAAAGCACAUCAGCCUAA
Molecule: messenger RNA, 1980 nt
Organism: Sebastes umbrosus (honeycomb rockfish)
Lineage: Eukaryota; Metazoa; Chordata; Actinopteri; Perciformes; Sebastidae
Gene: hykk.2
Product: hydroxylysine kinase, tandem duplicate 2
Exons: 5
Coding region: 337-1401 (354 amino acids)
Molecular function (GO): amino acid kinase activity
Source: RefSeq, a predicted model, not a curated record